Molecule: messenger RNA, 4413 nt
Organism: Scaptodrosophila lebanonensis
Lineage: Eukaryota; Metazoa; Arthropoda; Insecta; Diptera; Drosophilidae
Gene: Capr
Product: caprin homolog
Exons: 4
Coding region: 127-3204 (1025 amino acids)
Cellular component (GO): cytoplasm
Molecular function (GO): RNA binding
Source: RefSeq, a predicted model, not a curated record
GUGAAUUUGCUUGCAAGGGGAAAAUUUGUCACAGCACUUUUCGUUUUACGAGAAACAAUAAAGCAAACAUUUCAUUCCCAAUUUAAAGCAAAAGUAGUAAGCAACUAGAAGAACACACGGCAAACAAUGCCUUCGGCUGCUACCGCAAUAACCAACCACAACAACAGCAAGGAGAAGCGAGCGUCAGUUAGCUCCAUUGGCGGCGGCGUGGGUGGUAGCGUAGGAAACAAUGGCAGUGGCAACGGCAACAGCACUAAUGGCGGUAGCACCGGACAGAAAAGUAACAGCAACACGAAUCUAACUCUCGCCUGCAGCCAAACCGAUUUGACCAACAACAACAACCAUGGCAGUGCUGGUGGUAAUGGCAGUGCCAAGGUGCCUAAAGCAACUGUCGCUGCGUCCGAGCCAUUCAAUCCGACCAACUUAAUGUUGGUCACCACUGGGCACAAGAUUCGCAACUUGGAAAAGCGCAAGGCCAAAUUGGAAUCCUAUCGCGCCAUACAAACGGGCGGCAAGGAACUGAGCGCUGAUCAGGCUGCAGCUGUGGCCAAGUACGAUGCCGUUGUUGCCACCCUGGAAUUUGCACGCGAUAUGCACAAACAAUUAUGCCAGAUGAGCAGGGAAGCCGAAAAGGAACAUAAGAAACAGGAACGCAAGGACAACCAAGCCAAAAUGUUGGCGGAGAUUGCCAAAAUACGGGAACUUCUGGUCAUGCAGAAUGUGCUUAGCUGCCUCAACGAUGAGAACGUGCGCAAUGAUUUGCUGAAUGGCGAGAAUGGUGCCGUUAAGCUGGAAAGCAACGAAAUGGACGUAUUGGAAAAGUUCUACUUGGAUGUCCAAACGCGUCGCCCUGAGUCCGCGGAUGACGUCAGCUUCAACGUAGCCGUUCAAAAGGCAGCCGAUCUCUAUAGCAUGACUAUCAAUGGCCGUGCCAAGCCAUACGGAGAACUGACAUUCGACAAGUUGCGCACUAUCUUCCAACAGAUUCAGGAUUCCGGCUACUUGGACAAGUACUACCUGAUACCCAUUUCGGAUCCAGCGGGCGGCAAUAGCACAGACAGCGGCACUGGCAGUGGCGAAGGUGAGAUUCAGCCCAACGAUGUGACCGGUGAUUUGGACACGGCGCUGUCAGAGAAUCAAUCGGCACGUAACUCUUUGGAUGAUGGUCUCGAUAAGUUGCAUUUGGGUGGAGCUGAGGCGCCAGGCAAUCAUUUUUCCGAGGGCUUGUCACCAAUACAGCCGCAGGCACGUGCUGCAGAUUCUGGUGAGUUGGAACAGCAGCAGCAGCAGCAACGUCCUGGAGAUCCUUUGGUUCUAGUAGCCGUGCGGGAGUAUCCACAGCCGCAACCUGCAGCCCGUGGUGCCAAACCCGUGCAGGUCCUCUUACCGACUAUGGUGAUGCCAAAGGAGCCGCCUAAUCAGCCACCAUUGCCACAUGUGCCACGAGCAGCUGGUGGUGGGUUCUCACCGCAGAUAGUGACCGCAACAGCACCACCGCCAAGUGGUGCGCACACACACCAGCUGCUGGGCAGCCCAGUGAAUCUUCGUGCUCCUAACUCACACUAUGUACCCAUGCCAACAACCGUGCACGCCGUAGAGCAGAAUUACUUCAAGCAGGCACCACCGCCGCCACAGCAUCUGCAGCAGCAGCAGCAACAACAACAGCAGGUGGCGCCGCCGCUGCAUCAGCUGGCCGAAGUGUUGGCCUCCGGUAGUUUCCACUUUCUGCAGGACAGUGAACUGGACGCGCCGGAGUUGAAUGCGCCGCAACAGCUGCAGCAUCCACCGCAACUGCAGCAACAACCACAGCAGCAACAGCCACAGCAGCAGCAGGUUCCGGUGGUGCAGGGAUUGGUAUUUGAAGCGGCACAGAAUCACGUGGAGGAGCCACAACCCAUACAGACUCGGACAUUCACCAAUCAGUCCUUCCCGUCCCUGCAGCAGCAACAACAGCAGCAACAGCAGUUGCCACCACCCAAGCAGCAACAACAACCGCAACAGGUGGCACCACCGCAACAACAACUUUUCUCGCCUGUGACUGGACAAGCGCUUCUAAUGCAGCACGAGCAGAGACAACAGCAACAGCAGCAGCCGAUGCUCAUCAUGACACGCCUACAGCCGCAGCCGCAGCAGCAGCAGCCACAAACGCAGCCGCCUGUCGUUUUGCCCCCUGUGCCACCUCAGAAUAUUGGGAUGCAGCCCGGCGACGUGACUGCAGUGUUUUCCUAUGACACGGCCGUGGUCACUUAUGAGCAGCAGCUGCAACAGCAGUUGGGACUGAAGGCGCAUGAGCCACAGCAGCCGGAGGCACCGCAGCAACAGCAGCAGCAGCUGCAGCAACCACAGCAGCCGGCACAGCCACCUCUGAGCAAAGGCAAUGGAAACGGUGCCGGUGGCGAUGUGGAGACCAAUGACUGGCAUGCACGCACUCAGGACACAAAUGCCGCCGCCACCGCUGCGCUGACUAAUGUGCUCAAAACUGGUGCCACGGCGCUCGAGCCACCACCGGUGGUGAGCAACAAAUGGAGCAGCGAGAUGAAUGCUGUGAGCGCAGCCAAUGCCAACAACAAUAACAAUGGCGGCAGCGGCAAGCACGAGUGGCAACGCGAUAAUUCCAGCAGUGGUGGCUAUGUGGAGGAGUCCAACAACCAUUGGAACAGCUCGCAGCAGGACAAUGGCAGCAAUGGGCGUCGCAACUCCGGCAACUACCAGCAGCGUCGUAGUGGCGGCGGCGAUGAGCGUCGCGAUGGUGGCGGGCGCGGCGAUGAGCAGCGUGGACGCAACGGUGGCGGCAACUAUCGCACGCGCAAUUACAAUAACUCGUCGGCGCAACAGCAGAAUGGACGUGGUGGUGGUGGCAGUGGCGUCUAUUUUCGCAACAAUGACCCAACGGGAAGCGGUGGAAACUCCUACUAUCAGAAUGGUGGGGGCGGCGGCGGAGGAGGAGGCGUCUAUGGCAACAAGGAGUCCCGAUACGAGGCGUCCGGGGGUGCCGGUGGCGCAUAUCGCGGUCAACGUGGCGGCCAGCAGCGUAAUGGCAACGGACCCUUCGGACGCUCCAUGGGCGAUCGCAGUCGCAACUCCGGUGGCGGCGGAGCCGUAGGUGCCUCAGGCAAUGGUGGUGGCUACAUAAACCCGCGCCAGUCACAUCAGCAGCAGCACCAGCAGCAACGGAUGCCCUUGGGGUUGGAAAACAAAAACUGAGUAAUGUUGAUGCUGACGGCGGCUGCCGCGACUGUAAAGACAGCAGCUAUUUGACCGUGGCACAUGUAUUAAACUCACACACACACACACACACAUAAAAAACACACACUCACACACCAAACUCAUCAUCAACACAACGCAUUUAGUCACCAAACGCAAAAUCACCAACCAACAUACAUGCAUACAUACACCACAUAAUACAUACACACAGACAUACAAUACAUACGUACGUACUUGGAGAGGACACGUAGUUUGUAGUGACAACGUACAAUUAACCGUUAGUCAACAAAUUGAACUCCCAACAAAUAUGCAUAAUGGCAAAGAGCGAGGGAAGCAGAAGUAAAAAGGGGAAUGAGAAAAACGCGGCAUAUAAAGUAAUUACGCAUUUUGAAUACAACUUAUCUUAAUAUGUUUUGCUGUUUCCCUUUUGUAUGAUUUAUUUUAAUUAUAUACAUACAUAUUAAUAAUAAACAAAUAGUUGAUAGACGACAUACAAAUAACAUGCUACAGGAAAGUUCAAAAAGACGAGCCACAAACAAUACCAACACACACCCACUCACACACACACACACACACACACACCCACUCACACACACACACACACACCAGCCAUAAGGAAAAUAACAACAAACAACACUACGCUGAAGGUUUCUAAAACCCCCCAGCGAAGAGAGUAAAAAGAGAGUGCGUGGGCAAACAGCUGCAGUAAGAGAACAAGAGAGGGAGGAUAAGUCGCGCCUAAAAUGCUGCCACUCGUUGACGAGAGAAUAGAAGAGAGGAAAAAAAAAAGAGAUCUUUGUUGGCGGCGUUGGAGUUAAUAAAAUAAAAGUAUUUAUACGUCUUAGCAAUUAAAUUACAACUUUGAAAUAUACAAAUUAUAUUUAAUUAAUUAAUGAAAGAAUUGAAAAUUAAUUAUUAUCUAUAUAUAUAAAAUAUAUUUAUAGUUUGAGCUCUCACACACAUACACACUCACGCUCCUUCUGUUAUGAUCCAAUUCUGUAAUUUAAUAUGUAUAACAAAACAAAGAAGCGCCCGUAAACAUGCCAAUUCUUACACACAGACACACACACACACAUCCAAAACAUAAAGCGCAUAUAGGAAAUAGUUGUAAUGAUUUAAAAAAGAAAGUACAUAAACAAAUUACUAUUAUAAAUGAAACGAGAAUUAUGUAUUUGAAAAACAGUACAUUAAAAAUUAUAUAAGAAGGUA